Molecule: messenger RNA, 2803 nt
Organism: Microtus oregoni (creeping vole)
Lineage: Eukaryota; Metazoa; Chordata; Mammalia; Rodentia; Cricetidae
Gene: Cenpb
Product: centromere protein B
Exons: 1
Coding region: 197-2026 (609 amino acids)
Cellular component (GO): chromosome, centromeric region; nucleus
Molecular function (GO): DNA binding; chromatin binding
Source: RefSeq, a predicted model, not a curated record
CCGCGCUCCCCGCUGGGCACGUCCUGCCGCCCGCGCCGCCCGCGCCGCUUGCCACCGCCCGCCGCCGCCUCGCGAGCCGCUUUGUCUCGGGCGGGGCGCACGGAGAGGCCGCCAGGUGCCCCCCGCCGCGGGCCCGGGCCCCCCGCCCCGGGGCGGCGACGGCGGUGCCGGGCCCCGGGGCGGAGGGCGCGCCGGGAUGGGCCCCAAGCGGCGGCAGCUGACGUUCCGGGAGAAGUCGCGGAUCAUCCAGGAGGUAGAGGAGAACCCGGACCUACGCAAGGGCGAGAUCGCGCGGCGCUUCAACAUCCCGCCGUCCACGCUGAGCACCAUCCUGAAGAACAAGCGCGCCAUCCUGGCGUCGGAGCGCAAGUACGGAGUGGCCUCCACCUGCCGCAAGACCAACAAGCUGUCCCCGUACGACAAGCUGGAGGGGCUCCUCAUUGCUUGGUUCCAGCAGAUCCGCGCCGCGGGCCUGCCGGUCAAGGGCAUCAUCCUGAAAGAGAAGGCGCUACGGAUAGCGGAGGAGCUGGGCAUGGACGACUUCACGGCUUCCAACGGCUGGCUGGAUCGCUUCCGCCGGCGCCACGGUGUAGUGGCCUGCAGCGGCGUGACCCGCUCCCGGGCGCGAAGCUCUACCCCCCGGGCCCCAGCGGCACCUGCCGGCCCAGCCGCGGUGCCCUCCGAGGGCAGCGGUGGGAGUACACCAGGCUGGCGCACGCGGGAGGAACAGCCGCCGUCGGUGGCUGAGGGCUACGCCUCGCAGGAUGUGUUCAGCGCCACCGAGACCAGCCUGUGGUACGACUUUCUGUCCGACCAGGCCUCGGGGCUGUGGGGAGGUGAUGGAACGGCUCGCCAGGCCACCCAGCGCCUUAGUGUUUUGCUGUGCGCCAACGCUGAUGGCAGCGAAAAGCUUCCCCCGCUGGUCGCAGGCAAGUCCGCCAAGCCCCGUGCAGGCCAAGGUGGUCUGCCCUGUGACUACACUGCCAACUCUAAGGGUGGAGUCACUACCCAGGCCCUAGCUAAGUACUUGAAAGCACUGGACACCCGAAUGGCUGCAGAAUCUCGUCGGGUCCUUUUGCUGGCUGGCCGUCUGGCUGCCCAGUCCUUGGACACCUCGGGCCUGCGGCACGUGCAGCUGGCCUUCUUCCCUCCCGGCACUGUGCAUCCAUUGGAGCGAGGAGUGGUCCAACAGGUGAAAGGCCACUACCGCCAGGCUAUGUUGCUCAAGGCCAUGGCAGCACUCGAGGGCCAGGAUCCCUCAGGCCUCCAGCUGGGCCUGGUGGAGGCCUUACACUUUGUGGCUGCAGCCUGGCAAGCGGUGGAGCCCUCGGACAUAGCAACUUGCUUUCGGGAGGCCGGUUUUGGAGGUGGCCUUAAUGCCACUAUCACCACUUCCUUCAAGAGUGAGGGAGAAGAGGAGGAGGAAGAGGAGGAGGAGGAAGAAGAAGAAGAAGAAGAAGAGGAGGGUGAAGGGGAAGAGGAGGAGGAAGAAGAGGAAGAAGAAGGGGAGGAGGAAGAAGGUGGGGAAGGAGAGGAGGUGGGAGAGGAAGAAGAGGUGGAAGAGGAGGGUGAGGUUGAUGACAGUGAUGAAGAGGAGGAGGAGGAAGAGGAGGAAGAAAGCUCCUCUGAGGGUUUAGAGACUGAAGACUGGGCCCAGGGAGUAGUGGAGGCCAGUGGUGGCUUUGGGGGUUACAGUGUCCAGGAAGAGGCCCAGUGCCCCACCCUCCAUUUUCUGGAAGGUGGGGAGGACUCGGACUCAGACAGUGAUGAGGAGGAGGAAGAUGAAGAGGAGGAUGAGGAAGACGAUGAAGACGAGGAUGAUGAUGAUGAUGGCGAUGAGGUCCCUGUACCCAGCUUUGGGGAGGCCAUGGCCUACUUUGCCAUGGUCAAACGGUACCUGACCUCCUUUCCCAUUGAUGACCGCGUGCAGAGCCACAUUCUUCACUUGGAACAUGAUCUGGUCCACGUGACUAGGAAGAACCAUGCCAGGCAGGCGGGAGUUCGGGGUCUUGGACAUCAAAGCUGAUCUGCGGGACAUAGCUGCGCUCCAGCCCAGAUGGACAGUAUCUGCCCAAGGCAGAGAACUCUGGGCAGCUGCUGGAGAUGGCUGGAGGAGUUGCAGGGCCUUCAGUAAUGCUUCGCCCGGCCCCGAGACAGGCCCAGGGGCUGAGGUCUGCCUCACUGCUAUUGCCUCCUUCUCAGAUUCCUCUUUCCUCCCCAUUAGUUCCUGGGCUCAGGGCACUGGUUGGGUGGGAAGCUGUCCGGUGCUACCACGUCAUGCCACCAGUGGGCUAGACCAUAGCAGCAGCCAGGGACAAGUGCUGGAAGCUCUUGGCCAGAGAGUGCCUCUCCCCUUGCCACCCAAACAGGUCUUUGGUGGGGGGGAUCCCAAAGCCAUUCUGGAAAGGGCUCCAGAGAAAGGUCCAGCCUAGGUUCCCACAAAACUAGCAUCCCCCCUUCCUGCACCUCUAGGCUGCCUAAAGAAGCACAGUGUAACGUAGGGCAGGCUCCUGAGCCUGCCUCCUGCCUGCUUUCCACCUCCCUAAAUCCCUUGCUCUGGCCCAGUCUUUGGCCCUUGGUUUUCUUUCCAGAUUGGAGGUUUCCAAGAGGCCCUCUUGGGGAGUGACAACAGGCACCUCCAAUCUGGGCAGCUGCAGGCCUUGUGCCUCAACCUCUGCAGGCCCCCAUCCUGGGCAGAGGGGCCUGGGGCUGGGCCCAGAGUCCAGCCGUCCAGGUGCUCCCUUCCCAGUUUGAAUUCAAUAAAUCUGUCUACUCCCCUUUUGUGGGAGUCAAUGUUUUAACA